AUGGCAAUUCAGAUAAGAGACGCAACAGAAAAAGACAUGCCCGCCCUGGCACGGCUUGCAGGCGUCGUAUUCCACCCGACAACCGAUUGGAUCACCCGUCAAGUCUUCCCUCUGCAUCUGCAGCCGAAAAAUAUUCCCGAUGGCGACUCAUCGCUACCCUGGCGCCAGUUAAGAAAGACAGCGAGCUUCAAUACGUCAAAUUGCACCGUUAAAGUAGCCGUCGAUACCGCCCUGAACAACCAAAUCGUUGGCUACGCUGUGUGGGAGCAGCCAGUUGAUGAUGAGAAGCCCCCAACAGCGCCUGCAGACCCAGAGCUGCCUUCAGAUGUCACGGACAUGAAGGUCUUUGAGGAGCUCAAGUCAAUCUUGAAAGAGGACCAUAAAGCCAGUUUUGGAGAUAGAGAGCUGAAAGACGUGUGGCGUUUGUCUCCCCUUCCUACAUCUCUACAAAUUUUGCUUCAUAAUAAGCAACGCAGUUAA
Messenger RNA from Trichoderma gamsii, 480 nucleotides. RefSeq lists its product as hypothetical. Bases 1 to 480 code for a protein of 159 amino acids. The transcript has a single exon. Lineage: Eukaryota; Fungi; Ascomycota; Sordariomycetes; Hypocreales; Hypocreaceae. The record is from RefSeq and is a predicted model, not a curated record.